Messenger RNA from Dryobates pubescens (Downy woodpecker), 1353 nucleotides. It is a transcript of the gene FAM151B, whose product is annotated as family with sequence similarity 151 member B. The record is from RefSeq and is a predicted model, not a curated record. The coding region runs from base 1 to 1152 and encodes 383 amino acids. NCBI's taxonomy places the organism in Eukaryota, Metazoa, Chordata, Aves, Piciformes, Picidae. The transcript is spliced from 7 exons.
AUGAGCAACACCCGUCUUUGCUUGAAACCAAACUGCCCCUGGGCAGUCGAGGAAGCAAGACAACCCUUGGGUGGGCGGCGCCGCCUGUGCUCUGUCUGCCGCCCGUUCCGCUUUCUGCGGAAGCGCUGCCCACAACCUUCGCCUUCAGCGGCGGGGAGCGCCGGCCCGGGGAGCGCCGGCCCGGGGAGCGCCGGCCCGGGGAGCGCCGGCCCGGGGAGCGCCGGCCCGGGGAGCGCCGGCCCGGGGAGCGCCGGCAGCUCACUUGGGCCCCGCGCAGCGGCCGACGGGGCGGGUCCCGGGCAGGCGAUGGCGGACGAGACGCAGGGGCAGCUCUCUCUUCGCGCCGCCGCAGGCGCCUGGAGCCAGGAGGCGGUGGAUCACUUCCUGAGGCUUCAGCGUAUCCGAGCGAGAGACGGGGCGGCCGUCAGGUGGUUCCACGCCGCGAACAGCAAGGCCCGAGCUGCGGAGGCCGCGAGAAGUGAUGUUCACAUGAUAGAAGCAGAUGUUCUUCUUCGUGGAGGCCAGGAAGGAAAUGGAGACCCUAUCAUGGCUCAUCCACCUGAAACAGACAGUGACAUCACAUUGCAGGAAUGGCUACAAGAGAUUGUCAACACAGACAAAGGCAUCAAGCUGGAUUUUAAGAGUCUAGAAGCUGUGAAGCCUUCCUUGGAGCUUCUUCAACACAUGAAGCAGCAUUUGAGGCAACCUGUUUGGAUCAAUGCAGACAUCCUGCCAGGACCUAAUGGAAACAAUGCUCCAGUGGAUGCAGAAAGGUUCCUUGACACUGUCACUUCGUUAUUCCCUAAUGUAACCUUAUCACUUGGAUGGACAACUGGCUGGCACCCCGACAAACACAAUAAAGGCUAUGACUGGGUGAUGGUGACAGAAAUGGCUCAGAUAUGCAGUACACUGUCCCAGCCUGUCACUUUCCCUGUAAGAGCAGCCUUGGUACCACAGUCAGUAUCUGAGCUACGUUGGUUAAUGCAGCAGUCAGAAAGAUACAGCCUCACAGUUUGGACGGGAAGGGAAGAUGUGUAUUCUGUGGAAGAUUUGCUUUGCAUACGAGAAAACUUCUCUGAAAGUAGAGUUUAUUAUGAUAUUUUAGAGCCACAGAACUCUGAAUUCAAAAAAGCCAUAGGAAUAGAAGAAUAGAUACAAAGCAGGCAAUCUCUGACCUCAUAAUGCUUAGCCUCUUUAAAUAUGAAGAUUUCACAAUCAGGAGAAAUGGAUAUUCCUUCCCAAAAGAAUUGUAUAGAACAUAGCAGUUGAUAAUGUUCCCACUCAUAGUCAACAGAAAAUUCUGCUUGGAUAAAUGUGGAGAGCGGGAUCUGUGAUGCCACACAUUCCAAGGAC